Molecule: messenger RNA, 564 nt
Organism: Candidula unifasciata
Lineage: Eukaryota; Metazoa; Mollusca; Gastropoda; Stylommatophora; Geomitridae
Source: the annotation of a GenBank genome assembly
AUGGAACCCGAAGCGGAGGGCGCCACUGAUGGCAACGCCAGCUUUGAUGUCGGAGCUCUUCUGUGUGAGAAGUACAACGAGUGGUCCAAGUGGUCCCUGUGCAGCCGGAAGUGUGAGCAAACUCGAGUACGCAGGUGUCGGAUACCCGAGGAAUGUGGAACGAGCUGGGUGAAGGAGAAAAGAACGUGCACCAGGCGGAAAGGUGUCUGCAGCUCAUUAACGUACAAGGUAUGUUGGUGUUGCGUGUCGGGGGGUAAGGGAAAAGGCGUCGUUUGCAUUUGCCAGGAGAGGGAAGACAUGUCCUUGGGAGAGGAAGUGACGUCUGCGCAGAAGAAUUGCGGCAUUCGACCGAAACAGACUUCCGGAUCUUACCGAGUCGUCGGAGGUCAGGAGGUGCAGAAAAACAGUUGGCCCUGGCAGGUGGCGAUACUGACUAAAGUCCAGGAGCAGUACUGUGGAGGGACUUUGAUAGCCCCAAGAUGGGUCCUGACAGCUGCACAUUGUGUCAGGAAGAAAGGCAAAAGAAGAAAGCUCAUUGUCAGAAUAGGAGAACAUGACAUCGAU